Molecule: messenger RNA, 895 nt
Organism: Zingiber officinale
Lineage: Eukaryota; Viridiplantae; Streptophyta; Magnoliopsida; Zingiberales; Zingiberaceae
Product: ER membrane protein complex subunit 6-like
Exons: 4
Coding region: 113-466 (117 amino acids)
Biological process (GO): protein folding in endoplasmic reticulum; autophagosome assembly
Cellular component (GO): EMC complex; endoplasmic reticulum; membrane
Source: RefSeq, a predicted model, not a curated record
GCCGAGGGCAAAGUAGUUCUUCCAGAUUCCAACGCGGUGCUGAUCAGAUCAGGUCGACGAAACUUGUUUUCUGAUUGUAGGGUUGUCACUCGCGAGUAAGCCAAAAGUUGCCAUGGCUGGGGAAGGAGAUCUCAGAACCUCCGCCAAGGAAUCCGAAGAUGAUUUGCCCAUCUUGAACGCCGAGAAUCUCCAGAGCAAUAUCAAGUCAGUCUAUUACAGCCGUACCUUCCUGUCUAUCAUUGGUGGUGUGGUUGCUGGAAUAUGGGGAUUUACUGGCUUGACGGGGUUUGUCUUUUAUUUCUUGGUCAUGGCAGUUGCUUCUUUGGGUCUUGCAGCUAAAGCAAAAUUUUCCGUCAACAAAUACUUUGAUUCUUGGAACCGGAUACUAAUUGAUGGAGUUUUUGGUGGACUCAUGUCGUUCGUGCUCUCCUGGGCAUUUGCAUAUGACAUUGUUCACAUAUUCUGAAGAAGGGCACGUAACGCAAGAUGAUGACUUAGAGCUUCAUAAUUAUCUUCAUCUACAGUCACGGAGCAGUGUCUACCUUGUUAGUCUCUCUUGUUGCCAAAGCUACUUAGACGCAGUGGAGACCAUCAUCUUCGAUGUUCAUGUGUUACUUAUUUUGGUACUUCAAUUGACGGCUCAAUUUCAACUAUUUGUUUACCUAUGCUCAACUCGAGGAUCUCAGGGCUUCGAUUUUCGUUUGCUGAUAAUUGCUCCUGCUCAAUUUAUUGCUUUUGUUUUUCAUCUCUGCUCAAGAUCAUGUUUAAUUGGGAGGAAAAGUAGGACUAGGGAGAUGGAUAAAUUAGUGAAACAGGAAGGAUAUCUGGAAUGCAGUUCUUGGAAGACAUUUACUGGUAAGGCAUUUCUGACUAAAUGAUUCUGUUUCUAGUUGUU